Molecule: messenger RNA, 730 nt
Organism: Exserohilum turcica Et28A
Lineage: Eukaryota; Fungi; Ascomycota; Dothideomycetes; Pleosporales; Pleosporaceae
Exons: 1
Coding region: 127-567 (146 amino acids)
Source: RefSeq, a predicted model, not a curated record
AAAAGAAAGGAUACACUACAAAAUACUACUGGGGAAAUAACUCGUUUGAUUUGAUCCCGGGACUAGAAAGCCCGACCAUCUAUCUAUCCAUCCAUCCAAUUUACAUUUACAUCCAACGAACAAACAAUGGCAACAGAAAUCUCAGCACCCCUCCACUUCCGCACGCUCCUCACAGCACACACGUACCUCAUCGCCGACUUCUACGCCACCUGGUGUCCGCCAUGCAAGCAAAUCGCGCCCAUCUACAGCCAACUCGCGGGCGCGCACGCGACGCCCGCUAAACUCGCAUUUGUAAAAGUAAACGUCGAUGAGCAGCGUGAGGUGGCGGGCCAGUACGGCGUCACGGCCAUGCCGACGUUUAUGCUGUUCAAGGACGGCAACAAGGUGCAGGAGGUUAGGGGCGCGGAUGUCAGGGCGUUGAGGGCGUGCGUCGAGGGCGUGGCGGCGCAGGUCAAGGCGGGGAGGAAGGAGGUGGGGGAGGAGGAGGAGGGGCACAAGGAGGAGAAGACGGUUAGUGGGAGUUAUGGCAUGACGGGCGGCAAUCAUUGGAAGAUGUCGUUGAAUUAGUGACGUGUGUGCAUGUGGUGAUACCCUGAAUUGAUGUGUUCUAAGCGUACAUGUGCUUUGAUAGACUGGAUACAGUCGCCGUGCAAUAGAGCCCCCGCUUCGCAACAAUCAAAGCGUGCAGCUACAGCCCGGCUGCUCUCUGCCUUGCAAAAUGUCAGAUCGC